Messenger RNA from Candidozyma duobushaemuli, 1158 nucleotides. RefSeq names its product sulfonate dioxygenase. Gene Ontology annotation, cellular component: cytoplasm. The coding region runs from base 1 to 1158 and encodes 385 amino acids. The record is from RefSeq and is a predicted model, not a curated record. Gene Ontology annotation, molecular function: sulfonate dioxygenase activity. The transcript has a single exon. NCBI's taxonomy places the organism in Eukaryota, Fungi, Ascomycota, Pichiomycetes, Serinales, Metschnikowiaceae. Gene Ontology annotation, biological process: sulfur compound catabolic process.
AUGGUUGCUCAACUGAAGACUUUCGGCGAUUUCGACACCCACUUCAACAAGGACACUGACGAGAUCACCGCUGACGGUGUCUUGACUGUCUCCAAGGAAGGAAGGGCCAAGUCCAACUACCCAGACUUCUUGCCCCAGUGGGACCCUAACCAGAAGUUUCCUCCUUUGAAGUUUUUCAAGCACGAGGACCCUGGUGUGAGAGCGGACCCUGGUUUCCCUAACCUUCUUCCAAACGACGGGGACCAGAAGGUCAAGAGAGUUACCCCCAAGUUGGGAACUGAGAUUACCGGUGUCCAGUUGUCGCAAUUGGACGACAGCGGAAAGGACGAGUUGGCUUUGCUUGUUGCCCAGAGAGGUGUGGUGAUUUUCAGAGAGCAGGAUUUUGCUAAGCACGGUCCAGCUUUCGCAACCAACUUCGGUAAGCACUUUGGCAGAUUGCACAUUCACCCAACCUCCGGUGCUCCAAAGGACCACCCCGAAUUGCACAUCACCUACAGAAGAGCCAACCCCCAGGAAUUCGACAGAGCCUUUUCUGAGAGAGUCAAUGCCAUCACCUGGCACUCGGAUGUGUCCUACGAGCUUCAGCCUCCAGGAGUCACCUUUUUCUCUGUUUUGGAGGGCCCUGACUCCGGCGGAGACACCAUUUUCGCCGACACCGUGGAGGCCUACAAGAGAUUGUCGCCAGAGUUCCAAAAAAGAUUGGCUGGGUUGCACGUUUUGCACACCUCUGGCGACCAGGCUCUGAGCUCCAGAAGAGCCGGUGGUGUUGAGAGAAGAAAGCCAGUUUCCCACGUCCACCCCUUGAUCAGACAGCACCCUGUGACCAAGGAGAAGAUGAUUUUCUUGAACAGACCAUUCUCGAGAAGAAUCGUCGAGUUGAAGCAGGAGGAGUCCGACUACUUGUUGAACUUCUUGUACAACCACAUUGAAUUGGCUCACGAUUUGCAAUUGAGAGCCACCUGGGAGCCCAACUCGGUUGUUGUCUGGGACAACAGAAGAGUUUCCCACUCUGCGGUUAUCGACUGGGACGAGCCAAUCUCUAGACACGCUUUCAGAAUCACUCCUCAGGCUGAAAGACCUGUUGAGGACUUGAAGGACUUGAACAAGGAGGAAUUGGAGCUUGGAGACGUGGUGGAGGCUUUUGCCAACUUGAAGUAG